CCGCCCUGUGACUAACUCCCGUGUGUGAGUCACGGCGCGGCCCGUCAGCGCCGUUAAAUGCCGUGUGCGGGCGGGCGGCGCUGCCUGGGCUGCCCCGGCCCCCUGCGCGCGGGCGGCCGCUUCCCCCGCCUCCUCUCUCGGUACAUGGCUGGCGGGCCGUACUUGUCACGGUGUCACAUCCUCCCCGCCGGCUGCGGCCCCAACUUCCCCCCCAGCUCGGCUGCCACCGCCGCCCGGGGCCACCGCAGCGGCAUGGGAUAGAGCACAGCCGCCUCAGCGCUUGGCCGCCGCCUCCGUCGCGCAGCCCGGCGCCUCUCCGCACGCUCAUUUUAAAUUAAUUUUUCCCCUCCGGUUUAAAGCUGUCACCUGUGUGCAGUGCCCCCUCUACCGCCCCUUCACUGCGCCCCCUCUUUCCGCCGGCCCCCCCCACCCCCUGGUUUGGCCGACCCCCGCUCCCCUCAGCGCCUCUCUCGACGGUCCUCAACGGCCCUCGCCGCGGAUCCCCCCGGAGCGGUAAGACUUGGGAUACUUCAGGAUAAUCUCUGCUUCAAGGACUUCAUGAAUCUGAGAGAGGCCAGAGGAAAGUAAAUAGGUGGGCAUUUACAGAUCGCGCCUGCUGCCGAGCACUUCCCCCUUCCCCCAAGUCGUCUUCGUGCGCUCCAACAUCUCCGCUUGGCCUCAUUUUUGUGCUCCGGUGGUACCUGCACAGCCCAAAUUAGCAGCGAGGAUCCCACGGAGGGGGGCCGCCGCCUCCCUCGGCUCCCAGAUAUAUGUUGGGGAAAGGAGGAAAGCGGAAGUUUGACGAGCAUGAAGAUGGGUUGGAAGGCAAAGUGGUGUCUCCUACUGACGGUCCCUCUAAGGUGUCUUACACCUUACAGCGUCAGACUAUCUUCAACAUUUCCCUUAUGAAACUUUAUAACCACAGGCCAUUAACUGAGCCAAGCUUGCAAAAGACAGUUUUAAUUAACAACAUGUUGAGGCGAAUCCAGGAAGAACUCAAACAAGAAGGCAGCUUGAGGCCCGUGUUUGUGACCGCUUCGCAGCCCACUGACCCUCUCAGUGACAACUUCCGCGAGGCCCAGCCAGCGUUCAGCCAUCUCGCCUCCCAGCCCCUUCUCCCCACUGACUUUGUAAGCACUACGCCCCUGGAGUCUUGCCUCACCCCAGCCUCUUUGCUUGAGGACGACACUUUUUGCACUUCCCCGACUGUCCAGCACGAUGGUCCGACAAAACCACCACCUCCUGUUCUCCAACCAGUAAAGGACAGCUUCUCUUCAGCCUUGGACGAAAUUGAGGAGCUUUGUCCAGCACCUACCUCCGUAGAGGCAGUAGCAGCCGAAACAACAGCCGAUGACUCUAAAGAUCACCCCAGCGAGUCCAAUGUUCAAAAGCCUGAGGGCAUCCCGGAGAGCAGAACAGCUGAAUCGAAACUCAUGGACUCGCUACCUGGCAACUUUGAGAUAACAACUUCCACAGGUUUCCUCACAGACUUGACCCUGGAUGAUAUUCUGUUCGCUGACAUUGAUACAUCCAUGUAUGAUUUUGACCCCUGCACGUCUGCCACAGGGGCUGCCUCAAAAAUGGCUCCUGUCUCAGCAGAUGAGCUCCUAAAAACUCUCGCUCCAUACAGCAGUCAACCAGUAACUCCAAAUCAGCCUUUCAAAAUGGACCUCACAGAACUGGAUCACAUCAUGGAGGUGCUUGUUGGGUCUUAAAAUAUAGAAAUAUAGCAAUUAUUUUUUUUUUAUUUUAAGUACCAGUAUAUACACUUGGUAGUAUUUCCAUAGUCCCUCCCACCCCCAAUUCACAGCACUGUGCAUGCAUCCUUGCUUGCCUUUUUGAAAAGAAAAGGAUCACACUAGUUUUUGCUUCAAGCAGAGUUGGAGUGCCUUCAUCCAUGUAUGACCACUUCUAAUGUAUUUUUUUUAAAGUGGUUCCUCAAGGAAGACCGAAUAUCCUGGUAUAGGAAAGAAUAUGUAUUGUAGACAAUGUUAUGUUAUUACAAAAAAAGAAAAAAAAAUUGUAAAAGCUAAGCACAAGGAUUAUGUUGGGGAAAGCUGUAAAUUGCAUGUGCAUAUUUGUCUAUUUUUUCUAUAAGUUUUAUUGCAAGAGGUAAAAAAUUUUAUUAUUUAGAUAAUCUCAAUACCAUUUUAGCCCUGUAUAGGUUGACUUAGCAAUUCAGCCUUUUGGAGGCAUUAACCUGCUCCUCUUUAAGUGUUGCAUUUACAUGGCUGUUUAGAAACUGCUGCCCAAAUUUAUUUUAUAUUUUUGUACAGAUUCUGCAGUUUAUGAUAUUGUUUUUUCUAAAAACAAAUGCUGUUUAUACACACAAAAAAAAUUUAGCUAUUUUGAUAGGAUUUGCUCACAUAGUUCCUGCAUAAUUCAGAUGUACAAGAACCACUUGUACUUUUAUACAGAGUUGUAAUGUUUUAUAUGUGUAUGGUGCAAAGAGAAAAUUGGAUCAAAUAAGCCUGCAGUCGGUUUCCCUGAAUGCAAACAAAAAAGUGCUUUAAGAAAGGGCUGGGAGCUGCUUCUGUAGGAGUUUCACAAGUGUUUGCUCCCUGCUGUACCCACUGCGCACUACUGUGAUUCCUGAAACUUAGAGCCAUGUCCUUUUUCAACACGUAUGUGAAGCAGUUGGCAGGAAACAGUUGUGGAACUUCACCUGAAGAGGUCCUGAGUGCCACCGCGGCUGCAGCCUCCCCACCCCAGCGCUGGGCCGGUGCCCCCAAGCCUGCCUGCGUCCUCUUGCCGGGGCAUCCAUCCCGUGUGAUGUGGAGCGCCUUAACACGGUGGCAGAUCAGCACUUCCUCACCCGAAGCUCCUGGGAAUGGUUUUGAGGGGGAAUGUGCCCGUUGCCCACCUCUCGUGGCAAUCUUCCUGACCAACGGGCGUAUGUGCAGAGCGGGCAGAAGACUGGCGUUGACAGCGUCCACUCGCCCUUUCUUGGAGUAUUUCUCCUUCCCUCUCCCCACCUCACUGUGCUAAGUGCUGAAAAAGGAAACUUCAGUAUUACUGCAGUGAAGCUCAUCUCUUACCUGCACUGGAUGGACUUGCUUUAAUAUCCAUUGCUGUUGAAACUGGAGCCAGUUGUGUUACAUCACUUGGCAUCUCAUAUAGGGUUGGUUUCUUGUAUCAACUGCGUUACCUGCUUUACACUUUAUAGACCUGUUUUACAACAAAUACACAGACACAGCUUUCUAUGCAUGGUCCCGUUCCCCGUAACACCUGAGAAGUCUUCUCAUUACUGCACCAAUAGCAUUUUUUAAGUUCAUGGUGUACAUUUAAUUUAAAAAAAAAAAAGUUUGCAAUGUAUCAUGCCUAUUGCUGAAGUUGCUAUGGCAUUUUAGUUUUUCAAUGGUACUUUAGCUGUUGAGCGCCGGUUACAACCUAUAUUUUUGACAUGCCUAUGGCUUCUUUAGGAAUAACUUUUAUAUUUAUUUAAGAAAUUUUAAAUUAUGUUUUACGUCAUUUGGCAAUAUUCAGUCAAUUCUGCUCCCUUCUUGUCAUGGAUGAAAUUGGGUCUUGUCUGCCCUUUAAGGAGGCAGCUUUUUAUAAAUUGGCACUUUAAAACAGGCCACAUAUAUUUAUUAGUAUAUAGGUAGAUAGAUAUAACAUAGAUAUGCACGCAGACACAGUGUAAAAGCAAAUACGUUUUGCAGUGAAGGAACUUGAAAUGAAAUCUGUCAUGUACAAUUACAAAGCACGCUUUUGGCUCUGAAUACAUCUGCCAGGGUGAGAUGUGGGGCUGGGGGAGGAGGGGGGAAUGGGCUGAGGGGGUGAGUUUGCUUUCUUUAUUCCAAGCCAAACUCAGUGAAGCAGCAGGAUGCUGAUGGAUUUGCAGUCGUUUCCUUACAUGGACUAAAAAAAAAAAAAAGUUAUUGCUUCAAACAAAACCAUUGACCAAGCGUAACUUUAGGGACCAUCAGAAGUGAAGGGCUGGGGCAGGAGCAGGGCACUGCUUUGUCUCGCUCCUGGCAGUGACCAGACCACUCUCGGCCACCCUUUUCGGCCCUUGGAGGAAAAGAGCCCUGAUGGAUCCUGCACCUCUUGUAACUGGAGUAACUGGGAAGACUUUAGCCACACAAGGGUUGUGUGUCUGUCUGCACAAACCUGUAGGCACGUGGUAACAGCAGCAGUUUCACAUGGUGACUUGGUAAGCAUGCUUUGCUUUACAGGAGGGGCUGCCUUCUUUUUUUCUUCUUUUUUUUUUUUUUUUUUUUUGGGGGGUGGGGUGGGGUGUGUGUGGGAACAGGGAAUUACUUAUGCAUUUAAACAACUACCGUAUUGCUAGGCAAAAAUUCACAUCAGUGCCAUUUUCAGAGAGCUGUGCUGUUGUUCAAGAGGGGUUAGUUGAAGUUUUUGUAUCCACAGAACGGGAGAGGAGCUCUAAAUCUGUUUUACCACUCAGAAGGUGGUGUCUGUGUAUCAUUGGUGCUGAAGCGCACAUCCUAUAGCAGAGUCCUUACAGGAAUCCCAUAGGACAUAAACAUACCUGGCUUAUGGGACUAGGCAAAAGGUUAGCAAGGCUGGUGCUGGUCUGUAAGCGUGGCAGGCUACAGAGGGAAGGGCUCAGCUGUGGCUUCCUGCCCACAUGGUCACUUACUGCCUCUAGCGUGGCCUUUGCUGCCAUCCUAACAGCAGCCAUGCAUGAAACGUCUCCAAGACCUACACCAGGGAUGGAGAGUGACAUUAAUGUGCAAUGAAGUGACAAGAUGGGAGCAGAAUAAAGGAGCUUUGGAUUUGAAGUGAUUUUUUUUUUCAUAAAUUAUUUAUUCUUUUUUUCCUUUUGUAAAUAUAUUUAUUUUAUUGUGAAGCUAACAACAUCUGGAUUGUAACAUGUACAGAAUGUAUGGUAGGAAUGUAUUCUCUUGUAGGAAUGUAAAUCUGUAUGAAAAAGGGUAUGGGAGCCAGAUUCAGAGAAAAUUGAGUUCCAGUCAGGAUAUGCAUGGUUCACAUAACUUACACACACACACACUUUCUUUUUCCAAUAUGGGUCUGGUUGUUUGAAAUAUGCAAAAAAAGGUAUGGGUGAAGAACAAGUUUUAUGUUCAAAAUUAGUCCUAGUCAGGCUCCUACCCCAUCAGCUUCUCCUGCUGGCCCUCCACGGCACUCUGCUGGAAUCUGCAACAGAAACCAGGAGCAGAUGCAAUCACCUCUAUUGUGCUAGCCUGGCAAGUGUUUGAAAAAGGUGUGGUUUUUUUUUUUUUAAAACACACACGGGAAGCCCACCUGAAGUCCCUGGGGCUGGACAGGUGAAGAAGGUUGCAGGAUGGAUGUUACCUCCAGCCCCAGAAGAUGCAGCAACAGAGCUGGCACCACCUCAUUGCCAGAAGGUAAAGCCAGACAAGAAGUGAUGACCGCACUUCACAGAUGCAGCGGAGGGGUUUGCUUGCUUGAGUUCAAAUGACCGGUGUUGCUCUGUGCAUCCCCCCAGCUACUCCUUGGACACCACGGGUCCCCUCCAGAGCCUGACGGGACUGCAGAGCCCUGUCAGCAAAUGAAGGGGAGCUUCCCUCUUGGAGCAGAGUCAUACAUAAAUGCAUCCAUCUGGCAUCUUCCUUGCAGCCAGCUAGAAAAGCAAGACAGUAAAGCCACUGUCUGAAGCAAUCACUGUAAGAAUAAAUUUGGACCUUGUGAAAGGUAAUUUGGUUUUCCCUCAAUGCUGUGUGGUAAUAGCCUGGGUUGUUUAAAACCAAUGUUUUGAAUCCAAAGUUUACACUUUAGUCACCAUUAAAUUGAGUAAAUCGUAAUGGGUCCUGUCUGACAAACGGUUUAAUUCACUCCGGCAUCUUGUGAACUUUUUGUUCGUGUUAGAGUUUGUUUUGGUUUUGUUUUGGGUUGUUCCCCAGUCCCCCCACCAGGUUUCAGUAUCCUGCUUCUGUGCAAGUUGCUUUCAGUGCUUCUAUUAAUUAAUAAGACUGAACAUUUUAAAAUAAAUUAGUUCUCUUCUAAGCACUUUUUCUUUUUCUGAAAAUAAGCCUAAUGCAAGUUCUGGAACAUCUUUAAAAACAUAAAUUGCAGAUAAAAUCCCAACCUUGACUCCUAUGUAGUUCUGAGCAUAAUCCAUGCUAGUGCCUGCAAAGGCCAAGAUUCUGGAAAAGGUGUAAAUAGUGUGACAUGUUCAGUGCAUGGUUGUUUGAACAGGGCUUGUUAUUGUCAAAAAAAAAAAAAAAAAAGGCUGUAUUUCCCUUUCCCUUCCCACAGACCUUAGAGCUGUGCCUUUUCUAUGCAAUAUUACAGACAUAUACAUCUGAAACCAGAUUACUGUAUUCACAUGUAGGUAUGGGCUGUAAUCAAAAAAAACAAUUGGACAAAUGUACAUGGAAAUGAGCAGUCUUACUUUUGUAGUUUUAUAUUAUACAAUAAACAAUUAAAAUAAA
Messenger RNA from Phalacrocorax carbo (great cormorant), 6383 nucleotides. The record is from RefSeq and is a predicted model, not a curated record. NCBI's taxonomy places the organism in Eukaryota, Metazoa, Chordata, Aves, Suliformes, Phalacrocoracidae.